Dictyostelium purpureum is the source of this 771-nucleotide messenger RNA. RefSeq lists its product as uncharacterized. The record is from RefSeq and is a predicted model, not a curated record. The transcript is spliced from 3 exons. Bases 1 to 771 code for a protein of 256 amino acids. Gene Ontology annotation, cellular component: membrane. Gene Ontology annotation, molecular function: sugar transmembrane transporter activity. Lineage: Eukaryota; Evosea; Eumycetozoa; Dictyosteliales; Dictyosteliaceae.
AUGUCAGUUUUAGCAGCACUUUUAAGUAUACUUGGUAAUAUAAUAUCUACCGGUACAGCAUUUUCACCAUUAAAAAAAUUUUUAGAAAUCGACAGAAAUAGAGAUGUGGGAUCUAUGAAUAUUUAUCCCAUUAUAGCAUUGUGCGGCAACUCUUUAUGUUGGGUGGUUUAUGGCACAAUUAUAAAAAACAUAUCAAUUAUACCCGUCAAUGUCAUUGGUUUAUUAAUUACAAGUUAUUUCAUUAUUGUUUUUAUUUCAGCAACAAGUGAUUUAAAAAGACGUCGUUUGGUUACAGGUGUUUACUUUGGAUAUUUAACAGCCCUAACAGUCUAUCACUUAUUAAUCAUUUUUUAUGUAUCUUUAGAAACUCAAAAAACUAUAUUUGGUUAUACUUGCAAUGUAGCUGUUUUAAUUUUUUAUGGGUCACCAGUUUUAUCAUUAUAUGGUGUUAUAAGGUCAAGAGACAGAAGUGUUAUUAAUUUACCUCUAGCAUUAAUUUCUUGUUUUGCAGGUAUUGUUUGGACUUUUUAUGGUCUAUUAGUCAAAGAUAAAUUUAUAUUUUUACCAAAUGCAAUUGGUGCUUCAUUAUCAGCUAUUUCAUUGGUUGUUUAUUUCGGUGUUGGUUACUUUAAUACAACUCAAUACAAAAUACCACCAAAUGGUCAAUCUCAAGACGGGGCCAAUCAAAAUGUUUCAUUAAUCCACCAAGAUGGAAAUGCAAUUAAUGAUACUUCCAAUACUUUAGGUUUUGAUGAAGAAAACAAAAUAUAA